Blastocystis hominis is the source of this 2208-nucleotide messenger RNA. RefSeq lists its product as hypothetical. NCBI's taxonomy places the organism in Eukaryota, Bigyra, Opalinata, Blastocystidae. The transcript has 6 exons. The record is from RefSeq and is a predicted model, not a curated record. The coding region runs from base 1 to 2208 and encodes 735 amino acids. Gene Ontology annotation, molecular function: ATP-dependent chromatin remodeler activity; ATP binding.
AUGGUACAGCGCGAGCAGGGAAAGCACGUGCUCCACGAAGAACGAGACGCCGAUGACAAUGGAAUGUGGGAGAGACACUUCUUUACCGACAAAACAACGUUCUAUUUCUGCCCCUUGUUUCGUCUGGCGUCGCUCGAAGACCCUUCGCACUUGUACAAAAUGAAGGGAGGCAUCAUCGCGGACGAAAUGGGUCUCGGCAAAACCAUCACCAUGCUCUCUCUCCUUCUCCUGAAUCGCGGAAAGGACCGAGAAACGAUCCGUCCUACUACGAAAGAAGUGGAAAAGGACGUUCUCUCGAACCUCGAGAUUCCCGUUCGAUUCGAAGGCGGCUCGCUCAUCGUCUGCCCUCUCUCGCUUCUUUAUCUCUGGCAGAAUGAAAUCGUGAAUCAUUUGGAGUCCGAUGCGCUUCGCUGCUGCGUGAUCCACAACGGAACACUGUUCGAAUUGUGUGUCGGGCGAUAUCCCGGGAAGCUGCAAAGCUUUCUGAAUUACAACGUGGUUCUCACGACGUACGACACUUGUGCUGCAGCGUUCGCUCGAAAUGGGGAUUCUUAUCUCUAUGGCACGCGAUGGAAGCGAAUUAUUUUGGACGAAGGACACAUCAUAAAGAACGAUAAAACGCUCGUCCACAAAGCCGUUUUAGCGCUUCGCUCGGAGAUUCACUGGGUUCUCUCCGGUACGCCUCUGCAAAACACAGUGGGCGAUCUCUAUUCGUUGUUCCGCUUUCUGCGCUACGAGCCGUGGUGUUAUGUAGGGAAAGCGAUGGAAGGUAAGUGUAGAAAAACGUGUGGGACAACAUCAUCAACAAUGGAGAAGAGAAGAAAAAGGUGUUUCAGAUAUCCUCUGUCCCUCAUCAUGCUGCGCCGAACCUACAAGUCGCGCGAUCGACAAGGAAACCCCAUCGUAUCUCUCCCCGAAAAAGACGUCGAGCUCGUUCACUUGAAAUUCUCGCCGAAAGAGCGCCAAUUCUACUCGCAAUUGCUCCUGAAAACGAGAACCAUGUUCAACGAAUAUCUCGUCCAAGGCAACGCAACGCGUCAAUACGCUCGCAUUCUUUCAUUGCUUCUCUCGCUGCGCCAGGCCUGCGAUCACCCGUUUCUUCUCUUAUCACGCGCUCGAGGCCUGUUAAAACGCCAAGAAGAAGAAGAUUUGGAGCUUGCUCUUACGCAAGACAUGAUCACAAAGAUCUACGAGUCUGCGUUUCGCAAGAAAGACACAGCGGACGCGUACGCUACCUCGGUGAUCCGCGAAUUGGAGAAAGAAAAGAACAUUGGCCAGCAGAUUUGCCCGAUCUGCUGCGAUCCCAUCGGCAUUCACCCCGUUCUCACGAAAUGUUUCCACGUUUUCUGCGAGUCCUGCAUCGACCUCAUGGCCAAGCAAACCGGCUAUCCCAUCGCUUGUCCCACGUGUCGCUGUCGCAACACACGUCAAGACCUCGUUCGCACCGAUUAUCACUUAUUCGAAUACGCCAAAGUGGACUUCAACGCCGAGCAAAUGUGGCAUUCCAGCACCAAAAUCGAUUUCCUUCUCGCCUCGCUUCGCUCCAUUUGGGAUUCGUUUCGAGCCGAUCGCAACGCCGCCUCCCUUCAGUUCGGGAACAUUCUCAUCUUCAGUCAGUGGGUCGAGAUGCUGAACGACAUCGGAAUCGCGCUGAAACGGGAGGGAAUGCGCUUCGUUCAGUUCGACGGAUCGCUCAGCAAGCAGGAGCGAGAGCGAAUUCUCGAAGAAUUCGAACGGGGAAACGCCGUGUUCGAGCAGGAAAUGGACGACAGCGAGCUCAUGCAGGAGAUCAGCGAGGACUGGGAGUCGACGCGGAAACGAGGCGCCUCGACGCCGAUUGCCGCCAAAAAACGGCAGAAAGUGGAAACGGACGGUGAGUUUCCACGAAUCAUGUUGAUCUCGCUGCGAGCUGGAGGGGUGGGACUCAAUCUGACGUCGGCAAAUACGGUGUUUAUGUGCGAUCCGUGGUGGAAUGAAGCAGUGGAAAACCAGGCGAUUAAUCGCGUGUUUCGGAUCGGGCAGAAACGGAAAGUGAAGGUGUUUCGGCUCAUUAUUGAAGAUUCCAUCGAGGAAAAAAUAAUCAAACUGCAGCAGAAGAAAGAACAGCUGAUCCAAAGCACGCUCGAUUUCCAGAAUGCAACGGCUGUGAAGUUGACGGUGGAUGAGAUUCGUGAAUUGUUACAGUAUUGCUGUUUGUUUCAGAGAUGA